Molecule: messenger RNA, 5171 nt
Organism: Diorhabda carinulata
Lineage: Eukaryota; Metazoa; Arthropoda; Insecta; Coleoptera; Chrysomelidae
Gene: simj
Product: transcriptional repressor p66-alpha
Exons: 9
Coding region: 772-2547 (591 amino acids)
Biological process (GO): negative regulation of transcription by RNA polymerase II
Cellular component (GO): NuRD complex
Source: RefSeq, a predicted model, not a curated record
ACAAGGCCGCGCCAUAUUGAAACGAAUCAGUUGUCUGUUAAUUUUGGCUCGGGGUGAAUUGGUGUCUCGCGCUUUUCACUUUUUUCGUGUUUUUAUAAAAAUAAAUUUAAUCAAAACUACUCGAUAUUAUUAAUAAUAAGGUGUGACACAUAUUCCAGUAGUUCAUUUGAGAAAAGUUUUUAUAUUUUGAUAACAAGUAGAAUGAUGAUUUUUUAUUCAGAAAAGUGUAUAUACAUGCAGGAAGAUAAUCGAUUUGUCAACGCGAGUUUAGAUUACAAUUUCGGUGCACUAAUUGACCUAAGGUGCGUUCAACCAUCACUUCAUAAAUGUACCAUGUUUGGUGUCGUUGGAUGCGGCUUCUUCUGAUUUGUAUCGUGGUUGGAGUUAUUUUUGUGUUCAAGUUUUCAGUGUAUAACAAUUAAUAACAAAAAGUGGAUAUUAACAUCUCAUGAAUAAGCGGUAAAGAAGUGUCUAGUGAUUCGUAACGAACCUACCGUGUUUCGUAAAAGGUUUCUUUUAGGAAUGGGGUUAUCGCCUAUGUUGAUUAUCAACAUCUUUUGAUAAUAAUAAUUAGCAACAGUGGUAGGAGGCCACGAUUUGAGUGAAUAGGCUAGAAAGCAUACAAUUACUUUUUUUCGUUAGGUAGACUUAAAUGGGUUUCAUUAGAUCGUAAUAAAGUAUUGUAUACUCAGAUGUGUGUUUAUUUAUACAUAAAUACGUUAGAUAAUACAUACAAAGGUGAUACUUUCUUUUGGAAGUCUAUCUAAAAAAAUGGAUGUCGAUGAAACUGUUGUAGAUUUGAGUAUUAGCAACAGGUCUUCAUCAACUCCUCCAAAUUACGUUCCAUUUCAUUUAACAAACAACAAUUCAACUUCCUCAAUUCCUCAACAACAACCACUGCCGUUAACGAAUUCUAGAAGAGUUUUAAGGCCUAGAACAGAACCCCGAUCUUAUGUAGAAAGUUCGGAUGCUCUAAUCAACGGUUUAUUAGAUAAACCAAGAGUUAACGGGAAUUUUGAGUACAGCAGUGAUUCAAGUGAAGGAGAAAUGCCUCCACUCAGUCCAAUUAGGGAAUAUACAACUGCUGAGAUUAAGCAAAGGGAGAGGGGCCUGAGAAGGUUACGUGAAGAGCUUAGAGCCGAAGAAAUGAAACUAGUUCUUCUCAAAAAGCUCAAGCAGUCUCAACAGUUAAAAGAAAAUGUUGCAGUUUUGCCCCCUAAUAUUCCCGUUUCAGCUUUACCAACAAGUGGUUUACCAAGUGGUCUCAGUAUCACCCCUACAACAGUCAAGGUUCCACCCAAAGGUCAACAAUCUCCACAGAUGGCACAUUCACGACAUCCGUCUUCUAAUAAUUCGCACAAAGUGAGCAAUAUACCCGGCAACGGCAGUGGUAACUCUCAACACUUAUUAAGAGUUCAGCAACCACCACCUCCUCGUGCUAGUAUGCAUGGUCCACCUAUGAAUGCAUCUCCAAUUAAUAACAGAACUAGUUUAUCAGUUCCUCAACCACCUCAAAGGAGUUCAAUGGGUAGACCACCAAGUGGUUUUCCACCCGGAGUUAAAGACUUGUCUCCUUCAGUGACAAUUACGCCUGCACCUCCCCAAUCUAUUAAGGAGAGACCUAGAGAAGACAACCAAACUCCUGCUCAAAGACAAGCUGCUGCAAAAUUAGCAUUACGAAAACAAUUGGAAAAAACAUUAUUGCAGAUACCACCACCAAAACCGCCACCUCCAGAAAUGCACUUUAUACCUAAUCCGAGCAAUACAGAAUUUAUAUAUCUUGUCGGCUUAGAACAUGUCGUUGAUUUUCUCACUAAAGAAACACGAAUGCCAUUACCCCCACAACCAUUUGCUUGUAGCCAAUGCCAGUCUGACUUCACUCCCGUUUGGAAAUGGGAAAAUAGUAAAAAACAAAAAGUUUCAGGUAGUAAAUCUGUCAUUUGUGAACAGUGUGUCACAAAUAAUGUUAAAAAGGCUCUGAAAGCAGAACAUACAAAUAGGUUGAAGACAGCAUUUGUGAAGGCUCUACAACAGGAGCAAGAAAUUGAACAGAGACUCGCACAAAAUGGAGUAUUCACCUCGAGCAGUCCAGCGCCGUCACCGGUGACACCCGAAGCUCUUCCGAAGGCGGUAACACCCACACCUGUACCGAGACAUGCCCCUACACCGCCCGCGCCAGCCCCACCACCGCCACCACAACCUACUCCGCCGCCGCCGCGCACUUCACAUCCACCAAAUCAUCCUCCUCCUUCCGUCGCCCAGGAUAAGUACACGCAACAACAGAAUGCAGCUGCUAUGCAGGCGUUACAUCAGCAGAUCUUAAGAAGUUUAUCUGCUGGCGGGCCUCCAGCAGCUGCGCAUAUGCUUCAAUUUUCCCCGCUAUUUUACCCGUAUCAGUUGGCGAUGGCACAAGCAGCCGCGACCGGUAAAAACACGGCUGGCGGCAAUUUGGCAGAUAUACAACGCGCUGCCGAUCUACAUCGACAGUACCUGUUGGAUAUGAUUCCACCACCAACUCAACAACAACGUCACAAUUGGAAGACAUGAUGCGAAAGAAAUCGAGAGUGAUACGUUUAGUUUUCAUUGUGUAAUUAGCUGUUUUGUAGGGAUACGGAAUUAUAUGAUACGCCACUAUGACAAUUCAAGCAUACUACUCAUUCACACAUUAUUAACAAAGUUCAGUUGUUUGACAGUAGAUGGUGAUUAUACCUUUAUUUGUCCGAUGUCUGUGCUAUUUUUUAUUCAGUUGAAAUGAAUACCAUUUUAUAUGUAGUGUUAUUUGAACUUUAUCAGAUAAUUAAUCACAACUCGACUACAGGACAUAUUUAUUUCUUAAAAUCCAGCUCGAGAGACUAAAUAUAUAUAUAUAUAUAUAUAUAUAUAUAUAUAUAUAUAUAUAUAUAUAUAUAUAUAUAUAUAUAUGAGAUGAUUUUAGACCUGAACAAGUUUCAGCUGUAUAAAAAAUAAACUGGUCAAGAAAAGAAUACUUCCAAAUAAAUCAGCUGUAACUUUUAAUGUUUUUAAUAUUGACGUAAAGUCACAUUCAAUCUUUUUAUUGUAAAAUGAGGGCUUCACUACAGUUAUAUUUUUAUCUGAUUUCUUGUAAAUAAAUUUUAUAAAUUUGGUACUAACUUUGAAAUGUUUUAUGCUGUUAUCAAAUCAACUCUUUUUAUCGUUUAACAAUAUCACUUUUAAUUUAUUUUUUCGAUUUUUUUAAUUAAAUUUUAUUUUAAACAAACAUCCUGGAGUUUCAAAAACGAAACAGUCGAUUUAUUUUAUCUUUUGUCAAACAGCGUUACGGGGUAGCUAAGUUGACAAGUGAGUGCCAAAAAUUUCAAAAGAUGAAGGAUGUAACUUUACUGCUUUGACGAAAUGAGUUUCUUUUUUUUAUUUUUAGUAUAAUAUUGGUCGCAACAUGUGACCCUAAACUCGAUUGCUGCGUCAGUAGGUCUUUUGUUCCUCCUAUCGAAUCUCAAUUUUCAAAUUUGAGAUUAGUUUAUUGUAUUCAUUUUCAAUUUAAUAAGUCUGCUAACUACACCAUACCUUUAACAUGCUAGAAAAGUAUCUGACAUGUUACGCUCUACCUAAAUGGAUCAACGGCGUUUUGUAUCUGCUACAUCCACCAAAACUGAGUUUUAUUCUCCCACGUACAAAGUAUUGUGUGGUGUCUUUUAGUGCUAUCAACAGAUGACAAUGGUGAGACAGUCAACAAGUGCAGUAUACUCACCGCCCAGCGGUCAAGCAAAGUGGCAUAAUAGUCUUGACGUUCCGUGAGUUGUAGGCGACAGUAUUAGUCUGUGAUUUAACGGUCUAGUAUGAGUAGUGUUCAUAUAUUGGUUACGGUGUAGUGAGCAGACACCUUAACCAUCUUAAGCGUCCUUCAUAUUUGUACAGAGCCGUAUUUGUUUUAUGUCGGCCUACGCUCUAGUUAUUUUCUUGGAACAUUAUGAAAUUAGUCAGACCAAGAUAUGGAAAUUUUUUACUAUCAUGAAGCUCUAAGUGUGUUCCGCAAACAACCUGUUAGAAUCUGAAUAUAUUUCUUGUUAUAUUUUAUUUAAAAAAACUAUUUGCUAUGAAAUUAGUGUCGCUUUAAACAAUUAUAUUUAAUUACAAAUAUUUUUGUCGACCUUUUUAUAAUUAUUCAUUUUUUGAACGCAUUUAUUCUUUUGUUACUUUGUAUUUUACAACUGUAGAAAACCUUCAAAAAAAUAUUUUUCUGAAGUAGAAUUUAUUUAUUUUUGAUUACGGCUGUGCCGAAACGGCAUUGUACUUUUCGUUUGCUGGUGUACAACAAUAGUUGGAAAUAUUAUGCCGGCAGUACACACUCAUCAAUGCGACAUGAGCACGAGAUCAGUUUUUAUGUCAACAUUUCCAAGAAUUUCGUAACGAAUCGUACAGUGCGAACUUGUACUAGAAAUACUCCCUAGAUGUCUUUACUUCCUUUGACUUUUUCAGAGUAAUCAGGGAGGUCGAAAUAACUCCGUAUACACUCUUGGGUCACCUUGGCGAGCGUGUACUACCUACAUUAAAGUUGCUCUGGAAAACUGCUUUAUAAAGUGAAGGUAAAUUGAUGUGUACAGGAUGUCUCAGAAUUUAUUAGAAUGUUUCAAUUUUAAUUCAUUUAAAAUUAUGUUUAAUAUUUAAUGAGACACUCACAUAUAUCCUGUUGAUUUGUUUCUUUAGUAUAAUUCAGAUCUUAUGACACAAUUUUUAGUAGCAAAGAAAGGUCUAGAACAGGUUUUGUUUUAUCAAGAAAUUGUGUUAUUAGAAAACUGAUAAAAAGACUUGAAGGAAUAUUUUGCUUCUAAAAAAUGAAUAGUGAAGUAAAAUUCUAACAGUAACUUUAUGUUUGCCAUAAUUUUGAUCAAAAUAAAUACUAAUGGUUUACUGAAUAGGAUUUAAUUAUCUAUGUCGAUGCAUUCUUCUUAGUUUUGCUUGAUUUUAAAUUAGCAUAUUAAAUUCUGGGACAAUCUGUGUAGAAAGAUUUGAUACUGGCGAUUUAUAAGCACAAUUUUGUCUAAACCUUUUACAGUAUCGAAUCUUCAGCUUAUGUAUUGGUUGAAUAUUUGUAAAUAAAUGUUUCCACAAUUGUACAUUAGUCAUAAUUCUUUUUUUAGAAAUACUGGUGCAUACUAUGCUCAAUAAAUUUAAUAUAAGGUGUUCUAGUACUA